Messenger RNA from Lottia gigantea (owl limpet), 2127 nucleotides. RefSeq lists its product as hypothetical. The transcript is spliced from 3 exons. The record is from RefSeq and is a predicted model, not a curated record. NCBI's taxonomy places the organism in Eukaryota, Metazoa, Mollusca, Gastropoda, Lottiidae. Bases 1 to 2127 code for a protein of 708 amino acids.
AUGGCGACCGAGAAAUCAGAAAGACAGCAAGUGGAAAGCAUCAUUAAAGAACGUGGCACCGUGGCUCUGUAUAUUGCAGCAUUUCGGGGUCUGGUCGAUCUAAGUAGCUGUUUACUUAUGACAGGUGUCAGUCCUAAUGGCCGAACUCCUUUCGGUCGAUCAGCUCUGUAUGCAGCAACUUGUCGAGAUAACGACGCCAUUUUGGAUCUUCUGCAUCAAUCUGGCGCCGUGAUGGAGGUCAAGGACGCCCGAGGUGAAACGCCAUUAUUGUUGGCUCGGCGUAUUGCGGCUAAAUUGUGCUUCAGGAAAUUAAGAUUAUGGAGUUUGGAUAAAAAUGGUCUCCGACUGUCGAAACCAUUGAACGGAAUGGUCAAAAAUAUUAACGUCAAUCUUCCAGUCAACCGGAAGUUACGUGUGAAAUUUCAACAAGACGAACCAUUGACCUACAUGCCACGGCCACCCACUUCGUUAGAAGGGAGUAGGAAAGAUAUGAUUAAAAGUGAGAGGUCGCGAGAAGCGAAAGUUGGUUCCGAUAAGACUCGUGCUACUGAAAAGGGAACUGAAAAACGGCAACAAGAAAAAAGUCCCCCGGUUGAUGCAUCUUCUCAAAAGUUGCCUACGUCGAACACUCGACCAAUGACUUCUCAUAUCCCGGAAAGACCAUCAUCUCAGUGUUUCGUUUGGGAUAUUGACGAUCGAACAAACCGGAACGUUGGCGCAGAAAUACGUAUUCCAAGUGUGCAGCCCGAACCAAGAUCCAAAAGUGCUAAACACGCCGUGCGAUGGCGGGACGAAUCGUUAGUAGAAAUUCACAUGAAUCCUAAAUCAGAUUCGAUUAAACCCAGUUAUCCGACCACGAUCCUGAAAAACAAAGCUCAGAUGGAAAAUUUUGAAAAAAGAGGCAACCUCAUUCGAACACUAAGUAAAGAAUCGCUGGAUUCGAACUCUUCAACACUGAAAUCCGAUAACCAGAGUCAACCGGACAGUGAACUGACGUUAGUGUCUGCUCCCGGAGAGGGAAGUCGUAUGAACAUGUCGGACUGUCGUAGUGUUGAAAGCGCUCCGGCUACGUCUGGCAUCAACAACAGAAAUAAACUGGGAUCAGCGAAAACUCAUCGACAUAAGGGAGGUGUACGUCUGCUUCCAUUUCGAAGAAAAGAAAACGAAAACGACAGAGCUACGACAGCAAAACGUCAGAUCCGGUUGUCGGAGAAACAGAAACGAAAAGAAAGACUGGUAAAUGCUGAAACUUUCGAACAAUGGCUCGAGAGAAAACGGAUGCAAGAAUGUCGGGAACGAUUAAUCAGCCAAUCAGAUGAGAGUUCCCACGAUGGCGACUCAGAUGGCGGGAAUUCAGCCGCCUAUGAUGAAUGGAUGAAAAAACGCGGGAACCACCAGCUUCACGCGCAACAUCAUAUGACGGUUCGGGAACUGUAUAAACUGAAAGAUCGGCCGGUACGGGGAAUUGUUACGGUUGGAGAAGCUCAAAUCGCUGAUACGAUCAAGACGCCCGAAUCGCCGGAUAAAAACAUGCGUUGCUACCAACAGUGGAAGGGGAAGAGAUCGGAACCGAAGAAACAUGUCGACCCGGAAUUGUUGAAAGCGAGAUUGGAACGUAAACGACAGCAACUUCUUGCCGCAGCUGUAACGUAUGAAGAUUGGUUGGAGACGGCAGAACAGAAGAAAUUGCUGAUGAAACAAAUUCUAAAAGCUGACAUGAAGGAACUGGAACGGAUCGAAGAAGAAAAUUUAAAGAAACGCUCCCCACGGCAGAUUUCUUUUGAUAAAUGGAACAGUGGCCUUUUAAAACGAGAAUUAACUGAAAAACAAAGGAAAGAAAGAGAAAAACGCGAAGUCGAGGUUUUGAAAGAAGAACAGUUGCGAAGUAGUCUUUGCGUCACACAUGACGUCUGGCUGGAACGCAAACGUCAAGCCACAAAAGUCAAGCAGAAGACGUCAAUGGGACCAACAUCUCCGAGAACCCAGGCGGAACGUGACAAAGCUUUUGCAUCUUGGGUGAGGCAGAAGCAACUUCACGAAGCAUCUGAAGUUGAUGUCAACCAAGGAAGAGCACUCUUGAACGAACUAAGGAAUAAACGACAAGAGUUAUCUGCACCUUCUUCGUGA